This is a messenger RNA of Sinocyclocheilus rhinocerous, 825 nucleotides long. RefSeq lists its product as uncharacterized. The record is from RefSeq and is a predicted model, not a curated record. The transcript has 2 exons. Bases 4 to 825 code for a protein of 273 amino acids. NCBI's taxonomy places the organism in Eukaryota, Metazoa, Chordata, Actinopteri, Cypriniformes, Cyprinidae.
GUGAUGCAGCUCUGCCCGCAAAGCGCCGCCGCCUGGAGAGGUAGUCCACGCCUUCCGUCCAGGGCCUGUAAGUUCUCGUCCGCUCUGACGGCUAAGGCUUACAGUGCUGCUGGACAGGCCGCUUCCGCCCUGCACGCCAUGGCCCUCCUGCAAGUCCACCAGGCCAAGGCGUUGAAGCAGCUGCACGAGGGUGGUGCUGACCCAGGUGUGCUGCAGGAACUGUGCACGGCGACGGACCUCGCACUUAGGGCGAUGAAAGUCAUCCCUGGGUCAGACGAUGUCCACAUUGGUGGUCCAGGAGCGCCACCUAUGGCUGACCUUGGCGAAUAUGAGGGAGGCCGACAAGCAUCGCUUCCUGGACUCCCCGAUCUCCCAGGCCGGCCUAUUCGGCGAAGCGGUGGAGGGCUUUGCCCAACAGUUCUCCGCCGCACAGAAGCAGACGGAGGCGUUUCGACACAUCCUGCCCCGGCGGUCUGCUGCUGUCUGCACCCCACCGCCGGCUGCAGCCCCUCUGUCUGCUCGUCGCCGAGGGCGCCCUCCUGCGGCCUCCACCUCCGCUCCGGCGCGGCCACAACAGCAGCCUUCACAACGGCCGCAGCGUGGAGCUGGCCGCAGGAAACCGGCGCACGCACCGGCACGGCCACAACAGCAGCCUUCACAACGGCCGCAGCAUGGAGCUGGCAGCAGGAAACCGGCGCAGACGGUAACUCUCCCCGGUGCAGAGGAUUCUCUUUUCUCGGCAUGGAGCUGGACUCAGUCAACCUCUCAGCAUGUCUCUCAGUAGAGCAUGCGCAGUCGAUGCUGAACUGCCUGGGGUCCUGGUGA